UUGGUCGGGAAAAUGAGUUACACGACGAAGGUGGUCCAGGUGACCAACGUGUCUCCGAGCACAACGUCGGAACAGAUGAGGACAUUGUUUGGUUUUCUGGGAACUAUUGAGGAGUUGAAGUUAUUUCCUCCAGACGAUUCUCCUAUGCCUGUGACUUCGCGGGUGUGCUUUGUGAAGUUCCAGGAACCAGAGUCUGUGGGAGUGUCUCAGCAUCUGACCAAUACUGUGUUUGUGGACAGAGCCCUGAUCGUUGUCCCUUUUGCUGAAGGAUCGAUUCCAGAUGAGGCCAAAGCUUUGUCCCUGCUGGCCCCAGCAAAUGCUGUUGCAGGAAUUCUGCCCGGAGGAGGCCUUCUUCCCACACCGAAUCCCAUUCCCAACCCAGCCCUCGGAGGGAAUCCCUUUGGUGGUCCAAACAUGGACGCAAUGGCAGCGUUUGGCUUCCCUGGACCCAAUAUGAACCCCCAGGCUGCUGAUCAACUGUUGAAGAUGAUGACGGAUCCCAAAUUGAAUCCCUUGGCUGCAGGUUUGAACCUGAGUGCCAGCCUGAAGGCUGAUGCCUCUAAUAAGGAGAUUGAGGAGGCCAUGAAGAGAGUCAGAGAGGCCCAGUCCCUCAUCUCUGCUGCCAUCGAACCUGGACAUAAGGAUGGCAAAAAGAAGCACUCACGGUCCCGGUCCAGGUCCAGAAGGCGACGGUCCAGGUCCAGGUCCAGACACAGGUAA
Menidia menidia (Atlantic silverside) is the source of this 720-nucleotide messenger RNA. Lineage: Eukaryota; Metazoa; Chordata; Actinopteri; Atheriniformes; Atherinopsidae. The record is from the annotation of a GenBank genome assembly.